UUUCUACUGGCCGUCAUGUUUUCCUUCUUCAAGCCUUCAACCCUCGUCGCCAUAGGCGCCGUGAUCUUGUUCCUUCUUCAGUUCGCUCAAGCCUACAUCGUCUUCUCAACAGAUUCCGUCGUUAGUUAUUCACCAUCCGGGUCUUGGUUCAUUCUGGACGAGCCAGGCUCUGCUGGGUGCGGCACCGAAUUUCUCCUUGGCGCUCGCAGCAACGGGAUUGUUACCUUCACCUUUCCCGCUCCGUCGACGACUCUACAGUGGUGGGGAUUUCAACGUUCUGAUGGCGGUGUAGCGCAGGUCUGCGUCGAUAAUCUGCCUUGCACCCAGUUUUCAUACAAGAAUGCCUCCACGAACGGCUCCGAAAAUCCUCGCCUUCUGGCAAACAUCACAGGGUUGACGAACAAAGUCCACACUGUGACGAUUACGAAUGUGUUGGACACAUCCGUCAACGCUUUUGGACAACUGACUGUUGAUCGAUUCGUCCUCAGCGGCAGCCUUCCGGCCCCAACAUUCCCGUCUAACACGUUCAUCUCAUCGGUUCCUCUUGGAUUUGCCUACCAUGCACCGAUCAUUCUGGGGGGGAACAAACCUGCACUGAAUGUGCUGCUCGACACUGGUGCACCGAACGUCUGGGUCAUCUCAAACUUAUGCAACUCGAACAAUUGCGCCGGACACAACAAGUACGCGCCUGGACCCGGCUUUCAAAAUCUCAGCAUCCAGGAUACGGCAGUGUUUGGUAGUGGCGGACCGGAUAAUACCUUGGUUACGUGGCGGGUCAAUGAUAGCGUGACCUGGGGAACUUCGACAAUCGCGGAAACCACCAUAGGCGCUGCGGUCGGGAUCCCAACAGGCGAAACGCUCGACGGAAACUUCGGCAUGGCGAAGUCUGCAUAUGCCAAGUGCGGGGCUGGUAACUACAACAACUUCUUGGAGAACAUGUUUAUGCAAGGAGAUAUCGUCAACGCCGUCAUAGCUUUGUAUCAACUAGACGGUUCCGAGGGCGCCCCAUCCGGUGUCACCUCCGAGGGAUCGAUUGGCGGUCUCGAUGCAAACAAGUUCACUGGCAGUAUUGACUGGAUCCAGAUGAACCCCCAAGGACAAUGGCAAAGCCCCGCAUCCCAACGUAUUGUUAAAACUUCGUCAUCGUCCAGCGGUGUUGAUGCGACCAAUCUGUUCAACCACCCAGUACUCGCAUUCGACACCGGCGAUAACCAACUAUUGGGCCUUCCCCAUGAUGACUGGCUCACGCUCAUGUCCCUGCUCGGUGCGCAAGGCUCCGACAGUAACGGCAAUUUCCUCAUUCCCUGUGGAUCGACAAUGACAUACAACUUCUUCGGCACAAAGAACCGCGAGUACACAUUCAGUAUUGCUGACACUACCACCAACAAUGGCCAGGGCUUCUGCAAGCCAACAGUCAUCGAUUCGGGCUCCACGACCAAUUGGAUCACCGGUAUGCCGUUCCUCCAUCAGUACUACGUUGCAUUCCACUACACCGCGAACAUGAUGGGCUUUGGAACGCGCAAUUUGGGUGCAAGCGCAGCGCAGAGCAAGCCGUUCGUCGGUUGAGAAGUAAAGUCCGUCGUGGGUGGCCGUGGAUCGCUAGGCAUGUGCAUUAAGCCCGAAAGGAGAUCUUCUGUUGCUUU
Molecule: messenger RNA, 1643 nt
Organism: Dacryopinax primogenitus
Lineage: Eukaryota; Fungi; Basidiomycota; Dacrymycetes; Dacrymycetales; Dacrymycetaceae
Product: acid protease
Exons: 2
Biological process (GO): proteolysis
Molecular function (GO): aspartic-type endopeptidase activity
Source: RefSeq, a predicted model, not a curated record